Messenger RNA from Mercenaria mercenaria, 4447 nucleotides. RefSeq names its product mucin-2-like. Lineage: Eukaryota; Metazoa; Mollusca; Bivalvia; Venerida; Veneridae. The transcript is spliced from 12 exons. Bases 437 to 2371 code for a protein of 644 amino acids. Gene Ontology annotation, biological process: carbohydrate metabolic process. The record is from RefSeq and is a predicted model, not a curated record. Gene Ontology annotation, molecular function: hydrolase activity, hydrolyzing O-glycosyl compounds.
CUUUCUACUGUGUUAGUCAGUAUGCAAGCUUUUUACACAUAUUAGAGAAAACAAUAACAAAAAGUAAGAUUUAACAAAACAUUGAUUUAUUUCAUGUUAGUGUUAAAAAUGUUGCAGCCACUUUAUUGCAUUAUGACCCUUUAACUUGAUAUUUUUUUAUAUUCGUUAGACAUUGUGAAACUUACAUUGUUUUAUAAAAUAGUGGAAAAAACAUGCGAGGUCACGGAAAUGUGAAGCUUACAUCACGGCAGUGCUAUCCAGUAUCAGUGGAAUAUUUUCUGUCGUUUCAUCUCUGUUGUUUAAGUCCAUGUGUUCUUACAAUGAUACUUUUCUCUACAAAGGGUGGAUGAUCCAUGUGUUCUUACAAUGAUACUUUACUCUACAAAGGGGGAUGAUCCAUGUGUUCUUACAAUGAUACUUUUCUCCACAAAGGGGGAUGAUCAGUACUAAUGCCGUUUAUUUUUUCUAUCAUCAGAUACUGCAAACUGAGUUCACGGGUUUAAGGGCUACUGGUUUUAUUCUUUUCGGGAUAAGAUACUGGACAAGGAAGGCUGAAUACACUCCACAGGGUCUUGUAUGGCAUGACUAUGAGUCGCUUAGAUUUGCAGCCAAUGCAGCUUUUCUUCACGCGCUGUCUUAUCAUGGUGGCGUUGCGGUAUACCCUUUUGACUUCUACCGAACGCAGAUUGAUUAUAUGUUGGGGAGAAACGAAAAUGCUUUUAGUUAUCAGAUCGGAUAUGGUAGUCGUUAUCCUAGGCGACCUCACCACAGAGCAAGCUCAUGUCCCGAUUAUAUGGAGACAUGUGAUUGGUCAAUCUACAACUCCCCAAGUCGAAAUCCUUUCGAACUUACUGGAGCUUUAGUCAGUGGUCCGGACAUGAAUGAUGUAUAUGAGGAUAUCCGGUCGAACAAAACGAUGAACAGAGUAUCUGUGGAACACAACGCGGGAUUUCAAUCUGCACUUGCAUACAUUGUUAUGAAACAUCCUCCGCCAAAGGAAACUACAACAACAUCAACAACAACAAUGACAACAACAAGUCAAACAGAUACAACAGCUGCAACAACAAUAACAACAUCUAGUCAGACGCAAACAACUCAGGACACAGUCACGGAGGAAUUAGCUACUACGCAGUCACAGACACAGACCUCAACGCCAGACCUCUCUGAUAGGACGUCAUCACCAACACCAACAACAACCAGUCAAACACAAACAACUCAGGACACGGUCACAGAGGAAUUAGCUACUACACAGUCACAGACACAGUCCUCAACGUCCGACCUCUCUGACAGGACGUCUACACCAACACCAAAAACAACAACCAGUCAAACACAAACAAAUCAGGAAACAGUCACGGAGGAACUAGCUACUACGCAGUCACAGACACAGACUUCAACGCCCGCCCUCUAUAAUAGGACGGCAACAGCAUCAGCAACAACAGCACGAACAACUGAGGAAACAAUAACAGAGGAUUUAGCUACAACGCAGUCACUAACCCAGACCUCAACGCCCGACAUAUCUGAUGGGAAGUCAGCAACAACAACAGCAACAACCAGUCAAACACAAGCCACUCCGGAAAUAAUCACAGAGCUUUUUACUACAAUUCAGUCACAGACCCAGACCUCAACGCCCGAUUUUUCUCACAGGACGUCAACAACAAUAACAACAAUCAGUCAAACACAAGCCACUCAGGAAACAGUCGCAGAGGAUUUAGCUACAACGCAGUCACAGACAGAGAGCUCAACGCCCGCUUUCUCCGAAAGGACUGCAUCACCACAACCACCACCACCACCAACAACAACAACCAGUCAAACACAAGGCACUGAGGAAACAAUUACAGAGGAUAUAGCUACAACGCAGUCACAGACCCAGACCUCAACGCCCGAUCCCGCUGAUGGGAUUCUCCUAAAUGGAAGGAGAUCAGGUAACUCCGGCAGUAGGAAAAGCACAUCGCCACCACGGAAUGGAGAGGGAACAACGCAGUCACAGACCAAGACCUCGACCCACGACCUCUCUGAUGGAAUGCCAACAACAACAAAAAGAACAACAACCAGUCAAACACAAGCCACUCAGGAAACAAUAACAGAGGAUUUAGCUACAACGCAGAUACACACACAGACCUCAACGCCGGGCCUCUCUGAUGGGAUACUCUCAAAUGGAACGAAAACAUCAGGCAACUCCGGAAGUAGGAAAAGCACAUCGCCAUCAAGAAAUGGAGAGGGAACUUCCAUGCCAAACACAGUUUUCCCACCUAAUCUAAACAAAACCCAUCCCAUAAAUGAAACAUCAAGUGCUUCAUGCUUGAUAGCUUCUUUAAGCACUGUGUUGUAUUUCACAUUUAUUCUGCUGUCAUGUUUUACCUCCAAUUUGUAGUUAGAUAGUUUGCACGGUAAUAUGUACGUCCAUCUCUCUGUGUAUUUAUUUUGUUUUAAUAACAUUCAAUUAACAUUGUUGUCAAGAGUACUUGUUAUUAUACUUUGACAAGAUUAUUGUUUAAAUUGGCGCCAUCUAGAGAAAACAAAUACUUAGUUGUCGGUAACCGCAAUGUUCUAGAUCUGACACCAGUUUUGAGAUUUUGCUGAACUACACUAUCAUCAUAUACGUCGCUAUUAAUUAGAUGACACAAUGUUUUCUAACAAUGUACCGAAUGGAAAAUUGAGCCGCGCCAUGAGACAAUCAACAUAGUGGCUUUGCGACCAGUAUGGAUCCAGACCAGCCUUCGCAUCCGCGCAGUCUGGUCAGGAUCCAUGCUUUUCGCUGACGGUUUCUCUAAUUGCUAUAGGCUUUGAAAGCGAACAGCAUGGAUCCUGACCAGACUGUGCGUAUCGCAAACCCACUAUGUUGGUUUUCUCGUGGCGUGGCUCAAUUAAGGAGAUAACAGUAUUUAGCCAAUAGUUUUAUAUUGAAUGAUGUCAGUAGAGAUCAGUUAUAAAUGAGAUAUCAGUAAAAGUCAGACAUAUUUAAGAUAUCUCCGAAAGUCAGACAUACUAAGGAUGUCACUGAAAGUCAAAAAUAGAUAAAUAUCAGUGAAAUAAUAGGUCUCUGGAGGUCAGUCAAAAACCAGUGGUCAAUGAAGGUCAGACUUAAACAAAAUGUCCCUGAAAGUCAGACUUAAAGAUGUUAACGAAGGACAGAUAUAAUAGAACAUCAGUAAAUAAAUCAUUUAUUAAUUAAGAUUUCAGAAAAGGUUAGACAUAAUUAAGAUGUCAUUGAAGGUCAAACAUAAAUAAGGUGACAAUGAAGGCCAUAUAUACAUAGUACGAUGUCAAUGAAUUUCAGGCAUAUUUAGAAUGUAAACAAAAGUUGGACAGGUAUCUUUUUCGUCAGACCUGUUACACGACAGGUGUAUUUACUUUCAUUACAUUUUUCAUAAGAAGACUUUAUCGCGAAUGUGUUAAUUUUUAUAACUUGAUAAAUUUUAAUUGAAAGUUUACUUACUGCGUAGUCUGAGGUUUCUCGUUUUGACUUGCAUAUUUUCCAAAAUCGCCUUCCGCCCUCAACCUUCUUCCCCCAUUUUUGGCAAAUAAAAACUUAUUUUGGUACAUAAAUAAAGGCGAUUAAAUGGAAAACAGAGCCUAUUUGAGAGGGCAUUUUGAUGUCUUGGAAAGGAUUUUAUACGAUGUCUAUUGUCAAAAACAUUUUUGGAGGUUGUCCUAGCGAAAUAUGGGUAGGUUUUGCUAUCCACAUCCUACACCCCACUCCCUCUCCUGCCCAAAACGUUAUAUUCGCUCCCGCGCCAGUAUAUUUGUGAAGCUGAUAAUGAAUGCAUAGGAGCUGUGCAUUAUAUGAAACGCCAAAUAUUUUGUUGUGUUGUUAGGGUUUCGUGAUAUUGUUUUGUUAUAAAGUAUGUUUCAUGCUAUAAGCGAAGCAUUUGCUCGAUGUUAAUUAAAAAAUGUAUCUGGUAAUAGGCUGUUUUUAUUUUUUGUGAUCUGUUCUUCUUUUGGAAUGGGAUUAACAAGUUUUCGACUCGUCAUCUGUUAAAGGUGAUAUCUGCCAGCACAUGCAUGCUGCUUUUUGACAUUGUAUCACGUGUAUGUAUAAUUGUGUCUUUAUAUGCUGAAAUUAACUUAAAAUCACCUGACUUGGUUUAAAACUGUAGCAAGGACCUAUACGUUUAUAUAUAUAUAUUAUAGGUAUAUGUUUCAGCCAUAGGGGCUCAUUUCGGAUUAAUCUACAUACCUGAACCAUACAGGUAUUUAAACCCGCAUAAUUUUAGAAGGGGUCAGGACAGCUUGUAUAUGUCGGAAUAGUAUUAAGUAAUUUCAUUUAGAUAUUUCUUUUAUGGAACAUUCUAAAAUUAUGAGAAAACUGAGCACAUAUCUUUAAUUUAUGUUACAAAUCUCAGAGGGACGCUCAAAGUCCGUUCGUUGUAAUCCAAACAAACAAGAUACAAUUGCAGCAGGGACUUAUCUAUAACCCGUCAUUUGUAACUUGUAGAUAGAUUGUCUU